Molecule: messenger RNA, 2589 nt
Organism: Akanthomyces muscarius
Lineage: Eukaryota; Fungi; Ascomycota; Sordariomycetes; Hypocreales; Cordycipitaceae
Exons: 5
Coding region: 1-2589 (862 amino acids)
Biological process (GO): chromatin remodeling
Cellular component (GO): RSC-type complex
Molecular function (GO): protein binding; chromatin binding
Source: RefSeq, a predicted model, not a curated record
AUGUCUAGCAGGCGCAACUCCGCGCAAGCGCGGCGCAAAUCCGCGACUCCACACAGCGACGACGACGUAGAUAUGGAAAACAACAGUGCGGAUGGAAUUGAGAGUGAUGCAGAGGGAGAAAUGGUUAUUGACGGGCGCGACGACUUAUAUGAAAUGAUUGAUCGUCUGUCCACGCUCUUGUGCGCCGUUUCUGAAGACGGCGAAGAACUUGCUGCAGGCUUUCAGCGCAUUCCAAAUCGCCGAACAGUUCCGGAUUAUUUCGAGAUAAUAUCUGAUCCAGUGGCGUUCAGUACUGUUAGGGGUAAAAUACAAAAAAAGCAAUACGCGAGCUUUCCGGAAUUUGUCAAAGACGUGUCGCAAAUUUUUCACAAUGCGCAAGUUUACAACCGUCCCUCGGCCCCCAUCUUCGGCGCCGCGAUCAAACUACAAGGAAUUUUCAGAGAGGAGCUGGACAAGCUUGUGCGAUCUUCGCAAAUUACCAAGGAAGAGGCUGCUCUACCCAACCUCGGAGAAUUACCUCCUGUGGAGGAAUCUCCAUCUCGAGAUUCUGAGGCUGAAGUCUCAGAUGACGAUGACGACGACGACGAAGACGAGGCAGAAGACGACGACGACGAAGAAUACGGUGCCGGUGCUGGUAGGCGCGGCAAACGCCGGCUACAACGGUCGUCUGCCAGGAACCGCGAUGCUGACAUGGACGAUGAUACUCACAAAGGAAGAGGACGUCCUCCAAUGGUUCUCACACCUGUUGAGGCCCGUAUCUCGUCUGUUCUCAAGGGUAUUCGACGGUUCAAGGCAAAUAACGGUGCCUUGCUCAUCACUCCAUUUGAAAAGCUGCCAGACAGAGCGGCGCUACCGGAUUAUUACCAAACGAUCACGAAUCCGAUUGCUCUCGACCACAUCAAGAAGAAAUCCAAACGCAAGAAGUACAACAGCGUGGACAAGUUUCUUGAUGAUAUGAAUUUGAUGUUCGAGAACGCGAAGGCCUACAAUGAAGAUCAAAGCGAGCUUUACAAAGCUGCUGCUGAAUUACAAAAGGAAACUCAGACAUUGGUCGAGCAAGAGAAAGCAAAGUCAGAUGACGAGUUUCGUGACGAGGAUGGGAAGCUUCCCGUAGUUCAGGUUGAGCAUGAUGGAAACGUCUGGAGAGUUGGGGAUUGGGUUCAUAUUCGAAACCCAAAUGACCUUGCGAAGCCGAUUGUAGGCCAGAUCUUCCGAAUGUGGCAAGAUCGCGAAGGAGAUAAGUGGAUCAAUUCCUGCUGGUACUAUCGGCCGGAGCAAACUGUCCAUCGCUUCGAGAAGCACUUCUUCGAGCACGAGGUUGUAAAAACGGGGCAGUACCGCGAUCACCAAGUUGGCGAGAUUGUGGAUCGCUGCUUCGUUAUGUUUGUGACGCGAUUUAACAAAGGACGCCCGCGUGGCCUUCCAGCUGAUAAGCAUGUCUACGUGUGCGAAUCCCGAUACAAUGAGGACAACUUUCGAUUCAACAAGAUCAAAACGUGGGCCAGCUGCGUUCCAGACGAAGUGAGGGACCGCGACUAUGAAAUGGAUCUUUUCGAAGCCCCUCGCCCAAUGAGAAAAGUACCCAGUCCCAUCAAGCAUCUUUUGCGUGAGGAUGCGAAGGUCUCGGAUGAGCUUCCGCGUCCAACUUGGGGCAGCCCGAACGCGCCACCGAUUGUUGGCGCCGUGCAUCGUCGACCUCCAGAGUCGCAUGAAACGCCGCCUCCCGAGUCUAUCCAGAUGGAUCCUGCUGCUGCUCCUGAGAGCCAAUUAGAUCCAACGCGUCAGGGCUCAGUUAUCUCUCAGGGACGAGACGGACAUGGAGACCAGCAAGUAUCCAGUGGUACUUCUUAUGGUGGUGCACUUGGGCCCUCAUCCCCUGGACAAUAUCAUCCCCAGGCAAUGAACACUCAGCCAAGCACACCUCAGGCAGGGGUGCAUCCUCCGCAUCAGACGCCAGUACCACUUCCACAGAUACCAGCGCAUGCAACCUCAGCUCGCCCCGCACAGUACACGCAGCCACAUCAGCCUGGAUUUAUUCCAGGCUAUGCCGGAGGAUAUUCCCAGCCUCCUGCCGCCAUGCGCUAUCAGCAAGUCGGAAAUCCAGGCACGCCAGGGUACAAUGUUGCCCAAGGCUCGCGAAAUAUGGCUACUCAACCUCAGCCAGGUCACCACAACAAUGCCUAUAACCCACCCCGUCCACCAGAGGUCUAUACUCUACCUGACAGCACAAAUGAGGCUGUGCCGGCUCAUAUUCGCGCUCAGCUUCAACGCGACAAUGCAGGAAGGGUGCUUUUCUUUACCGCGCCGCCUUUGGAUCGCCCUCAUCAUCAACUAUCUCCUGAGGACAGCGGCCUGGGACAUAGCCUGCGAUAUCUUGCGGGUCAGGGAGAAUGGCGAGUGCAGAGAGAAAAUAAGCGAAAAGCGCGCGACCAAAUACGUUCGCAGAGCACUUCAAAGCGUACAGGACAGAGUGUUGACAUGACAGAUGGACAUCUCGCUGAGGAAGCGAGAGGGGCUGUAAAUCAUUGGUUCAGCCAAAUUGGUCAAGACGCAGAAAAAUGGAAGCAAGAGACUGGUCUAAGUCAUUGA